Molecule: messenger RNA, 4230 nt
Organism: Plasmodium reichenowi
Lineage: Eukaryota; Apicomplexa; Aconoidasida; Haemosporida; Plasmodiidae
Exons: 1
Coding region: 1-4230 (1409 amino acids)
Source: RefSeq, a predicted model, not a curated record
AUGAAUUUUUUAUCCUCUAAUAAAAACAAUAUAAGAAGUACGAAGUCUGAAGUAAUAGCAAAGGUAAAGGUUGAUAAUAAGAGUAAUAAUAAUGAGAAUUAUAUAAAUGAGGAGGUUGAAAGUAUGAGAUAUAAUAAUUAUAACAUUAAUAGUAUGAAUCAUAGUAAUAGUAACCUUAUGAAUAAUAAUGUGAGUAAUAAUAUAAAUAAUAAUGUGAAUAAUAAUAUAAAUGACCAUGUUAUGAAUAAGCACAAUAUUAAUCAUAAUAACAAUUUAAAUUUUAUAAUUGAUGAUAAUAAUAUAAAUAAUCAUAAUGAUAUUGACAAGAGGUCUGAAAUAUAUUAUUCAAAUAAAGCUUAUGAUCCGCAAUAUUUAUAUAAUAGUAAUAAACUUUCAAGUAAUAUAAAAAUAACAAGAAAUCAUACCACAGCUCAUCGAAUGAUAUCUCCACGUAGAGAAUCGAUAAAUUUAUUUUCAUCCAAAAUAAAUAGGACUUCUAAUAUCUAUAGAAAUUAUGAUGAUAAGUUAGCAUAUGCAUCAUUAUAUGCUUCAAAUAAUAAAAAAAAGAAUACUUUAGAUAAAAUAUCCAUUCCUGAAUCUAAUGAUAGUUUUAAAACACAAACAAAUUCACAAAUUGUUGAACAAUCUAUUGAAUUAUUAAAACAUUUGAUGAAUCAGGAUCGACGUAGUAUUUCUUCCGUACAUGAAAGUGAAAGGAAAAAUAAACUGAUGUAUAAAUUGAUUGAUAAUAUGAAAAGAUAUGGAGAUAAAAAUGAACCUUCUCACAUUAACAACAACAACAAUAAUAAUAAUAAUAAUAAUAAUAAUGAAGAAUAUAAUAACUCUAUAGAUUUGUAUAAAAAAAAAAUUGAUAUGUUAAAUUUAAAAUUCCUUAAAUUAAAAAAUGAAUAUACUCAUGCAAAUAAUGAAAAUAUUAUUUUAAAAAAACAAAUAAAAUGUAUGAAAGAUAAUUAUCAUAUAUUAAAUCCGAAAAGUUCAACUGUUUCUUUUUCGAGAGACGUUUCACAACCACUUCAAAAAGAUGAACAUAAGGAUUAUCAUCAACAACAUUUAGGUACAUCAAAUGAAUAUUCGAAGGUUAAACAUAAUAAUGAUAUACAUGAUGUUAAAAUUAAUAAUAAAUCUAUGAGUCAUAAUCAUAAUAAUAUGUUCAUAUCAUCAUCAUUAACAUCUCCACUUUCUGGUAAUACAAAAAAUAUACCGAAUGAAGCAGGAAAUGAUUAUUAUUCACAAAUACUUAUAGACUCUUUAGAAAAUAAUAACAACAGCAACAAUACUAAUAAUAAUAAUACUAAUAAUAAUAAUAAUAAUAAUAAUAGUAAUAGGAGAAAAACGUAUACGUCAUCUGUUCAUUUAAAUAGAGCGUCUAAUAAUACAUUUUUACCAUCAAAUAAUAAGGUAGACGAAAAUUAUAUGAACCAAAUCAGGGAAGAAAUAAAAUUAGAAUUGACACAAGAAAUAACAAAUAAGUUAGAAAAAAAAUAUAAAGAAAAAUUAGACGAAUUAAAAAAAAAAAUGGAAGGUGGGGGAAAACUCCCAUCCUCCAACGAAUUAAUACAAAAUAAAGAUACUUCAGAAAAUUUAUUUAUGUAUCAAAAAGGAAAAAAGGAAAUGAAAAUUUCGUUUGAUAAUCUUUUUAGUAAUAUACAAAAAGAAGUAGAAGAACAAAUUAAUGAUAUAAUAAAUGAUUAUAAAAAUAAAUUUACAGAAAAUUUUAAAGAUUUUUUAAAUAAUAACAAUUAUCAGAAAGAGAAUGACCAACAAGAACAUCUUCCUAAGGAUGAAAAUGGAAAAGAGGAAGACAACAUCUUGCCAGGUGAAUUUUUUAAUGAGAAAAUUAAUGAAUGUUUAAAUCUGCUUGACAAAAUUGCCCAAGGAAAUAAAGAACAAGAUAUAAAAAAAGCCGAAGAAUCCAAAAAUGAAACAAUAAAUAUCAUUAAUGUAUUGAAUACAAUAAAUGAAGAUAUGAAUAAUAUAGAUGAUUUAAUAUAUAAUAUUAAUUCUACUAUUAAUGAAAGUAAUAUUCUAAACAAUGAAGAGAAUGAUUAUCCACAAGAAUUAAACAUCUUAAAAAAAAGGGGUUCCAAGAGUUUAGAAUCUGUAGGAUCAGAAAAUUUUGAAGAAUGGAAAAAAAACCAAGAACAACAUCCAACCAACACUAUUAAAGAACAUAAAUUAUUUUUUCAAGUUAUAGAAACGAACGAACAAGAAUAUGUAGACGAACGAUCUGUUAAUGAUGGUUUAAAAAAUGUGACUGAUAAUGUGCAUAAUAAUAAUAAUAAUAAUAAUAAUAAUAAUAAUAAUAAUAAGGAUUAUAAUAAAGAUUAUAAUAAAGAUUAUAAUAAAGAUUCGAUUUAUAAUAAUGAUCAAUUAAAUAAUCCAUUUAUAGGUGAAAAUAUACAAAAUGUGAAGGAAAAGUUUAAAAUGGAUAAUGUAGUAGAUGAUAAAAAAAACUUCGAUGAGGAAACGAAUUAUGAUGUACAUAAGAAGAAUAAUAUAAAUGAAAAUAAGGAAUUAAAAAUUGAUGAAUUGAAUAUGAACAUAUAUAUAAAUGACGAAGAUAUGAAUGUUAGGGGAUUGGACAAAGGAUAUGGUGAUGAUAACAAUAUAUGUGAUGAUAACAACAUAUUUGAUGAUAACAACAUAUGUGAUGAUAACAACAUAUGUGAUGAUAACAACAUAUGUGAUGAUAACAACAUAUGUGAUGAUAACAAAAUAGGUGAUGAUAACAACAUAUGUGAUGAUAACAAUAUAUGUGAUGAUAACAACAUAUGUGAUGAUAACAACAUAUGUGAUGAUAACAAACUAUAUGAUGAUAAUAAAAGACAUGAUGGUGAUAUAUUAAAUUAUAAUGAAGAGGAUUAUGGACCCCCUGUUGGGGUAGAUGAAAAUAAUGAGGAUGAAAAAGACAAAAAGAAAAGUAAAUGGAAAAGUUUAUUUUCAAGUAAAAAAACAAAGAAGAAAAAUUUAAGCGAUAAUUUUGGUAAUGAUACAGAAUUAUGGGCGAAAAGUGAAAAUUAUAAUAAUAAUAAUAUUAAUAAUAAUAAUAAUAAUAAUAAUAAUAAUAAUGUUAAUUUUUUUAAUAACGAUCUUAUGGAUAAUGCUAAUAUCGAUAGUGCUUAUAAUAUUAAUAAUAAUUAUAACAACGAAUAUAAAAAUAAUCUUUUUGAUAAUGAGCAUGGAACAAAUUUUUAUAAUAAUAUGAAUAAUGUAUCAACGAAUAUACAUAUUGAAAAGGGUGAAAUGAACUUAAUUAGAAACGAUAUAAAUAAUAAUGAAGAUAUAGAAAAAGAUAAACUUAAUUAUGAAUAUCCAAAUAAUGUUUUUAAACAUUGUACAGAAAAUUUAUCAACUAAUGUUCAUAAUAAAACUACCUCAUUUGAACUUGAUCAUAAUGGGAAUAAUUAUUAUAAUGAUAAUAAGAACACACAAAAUAAUAUUAAUAAUUAUAAUAAUGUUGAUUCAAAUAUAAAUACAUAUAAUAAUGGAUAUAAUAAUUCAUACAAUAAUAAUAGUCCUUUUGAUUUUGAAAAUAAUAAUGAAAAGACAGAACGAAAUUUUAUGAAUUCUUCUAUUUAUUCGUAUAAUGCAAAUAUGAAUAAUGCAGAAGGUCAUAAUGAGGUUUGUUCUUCCACAGCAAUAUACAAUAACAUAAAUAAUAUGAAUGUACAUAUGAAAAGAAAUAAUUCGGUACAUAUAAAUAACCAGAUUAUGUUUAAUGAAUAUGAGCAAAUGAAUGUGGAAAAUGCAAAUUUCAGUUCACAAAAUGGGGAAAAUAAUUCGAACUUUUAUAAUAAUAAUAAUAAUAAUAAUAGAAGUUAUACAAAUCAUACAAAUUAUACAAACAAUAUGAAUGACGAAAAAAAUAAUCAGUAUAAUUUAUUUUACAAUAUUAAUAAUGAAAAUAACAACAACAAUAAUAAUAAUAAUUAUUAUUACAAUAAUAAUUACAAUAAUAAUAAUGUCAAUAUUCAAAAUGAAUACAAUCAUAUACGUUUUGAUGAUAAUUCAUCUUCACAUAUGACCCAACACCCAUUUAGUAAAACCUCAAAUAUUAUGAGAAUAAAUACAACGGCAUUAAAUACAAGUAAAAAUUAUACAACCGAUUUAUAUCAAACAAAUAAAAGUAGAUUAUCAACAAAAAGUGAAAUACACUAUAAUUCAUUGAAAUCUCAAAAAAAGAAAAACCUGGAAGACCUUUUUUCAUAA